Messenger RNA from Protopolystoma xenopodis, 333 nucleotides. Lineage: Eukaryota; Metazoa; Platyhelminthes; Monogenea; Polystomatidea; Polystomatidae. The record is from the annotation of a GenBank genome assembly.
AUGGCAAGACUCACUGCCGAUACCGACUACGAUGCCGGCAAACGUCUGGGAUUGCAACAAGUCGGCGGCCAAACGCUGGAAGUUAUGAUAACUACUAUAGCAGAUGACUUCAAACAGGGUUUCUCCAACUUAGUCACCUUGACAACACAAACAAGUUGCUGUACCGAGGUGAGACCACUCGAUACAUCGAAGGGAGACUGCGACCAAAGCAGAGGCCACAAGAUCAUGGUCUUCAUAUCUGGGAAAAAAUCAACCUAUAAGUCUUUAAGGGGAUUGAAAAAUAUAGAAGUUAAGAGUACAUAUACAAAAUCGGUUGGUAAAUUGUGUAAGUAA